CCCUUCCCAUCUUAGCCUCAUAUAUUUUGCCAAAGCCGCUCGACGAUCUCGCCCUCUUUCGCAAAACCCUAGCGACGGCGCUCGGCUAGCUUCCGCUCAACGUCGCUCACAAAUCCAUCUCAACACCAGAGUUGAUCAUUGCAUACUCGACGCUUUCCGCUCAACACGACAGUCGGCCGAAUAGACUCCAGGCGCGCCUGCCUAUUCCGCUCGACCUGCGUCGCAGCCGUUCUUUUCCACUACGUUCUGUUUCUUGUUCUUCAGCGUAACCGGCCUGCCUUGGCUUUUGGUAUUUUGCUAAUGGCUAGACAACCAAGCCCUGAAAUAGAUGAUGAGCUUUUUAAUGAGGUUUAUGGAAAAGAAUAUACUGGUCCUAUGAGAUCAACUUCAAAUAAUGCAGAGGCUAAAGCUAAUGCAAGCAAGAGAUCCUUAGCUAAUGACCAGUCAGAUGAGGAAAAUGAGUUACGAGAUCCAAAUGCUGUUCCUACUGAUUUUACUAGUAGGGAAGCUAAGGUAUGGGAGGCAAAAGCCAAGGCUAUUGAAAGAAAUUGGAAGAAAAGGAAAGAAGAAGAAAUGAUCUGUAAGCUGUGUGGAGAAUCUGGUCAUUUCACUCAGGGCUGCCCUACUACUCUUGGAGCAAAUCGUAAGUCUGCAGACUUCUUUGAAAGGGUACCUGCAAGAGACAAGAAUGUGAGGGCCCUUUUCUCUGACAAGGUGAUAAGUCAAAUUGAGAAGGAUGUUGGAUGUAAAAUAAAAAUGGAUGAGAAAUUUUUAUUUGUUAGUGGGAAAGACAGAUUAGUCCUCUCUAAAGGUUUAGAUGCUGUGCACAAAAUAAUUCAGGAGAAAGACAAAGGCAAGAGUCCUAGUAGAUCUGACAUUAGAUCAGAAAGGGCACGAUCCAGAUCACCUGAUAGAAGUCCUGUAGGUUCUCAUUUAAGACGUUCUGAGUCCCAAAAGUCCCGUUCAAGUAUAGGAAAUUCAAUUCACUUGCAUAGCAAGGGAUAUGAAGAUAAUGUACGUGAAGAUUUGCAGAGGUUGUCAAGAGGGUCUACACAAGGAAGAGCUUACACCAAUGAUGGAGCCAAAAGUCAUCCUGCCCCUACAAAAUCUCCAGUGCGCCCUACUACUUAUGGUGGUAAUUCAUUCAAUUCAUAUGAUGAACAACACCGUAACAUUGGGUUGCCGAAGCGUAGUGGUUGGGAUGUGGGGAAAUCUGAAAUGGAUUCUCUCUUUGAACACAAGUCUGGCAUCCCGACUUAUCCACAGACAUUGGAAGAACUAGAAAUGGAGUUUAAAAGGGAGAUAAAUGAUUUAGGAAGAGUUCGUGAUCAAGAUGAGGAUGAAGAGAUUCACAAGCACAGAGAGUGUAUAAGAGAUCUAAAUGAAAACUAUAUGAAGAAGAUGGCAACCAUUAGGGGUAUUCAGGCAAGACACUGGGAAGAUUUUCUCCAAUUCAGCCAGAAAAGGCCGCAACAGUUUAGCGUCCAGAAUGCUUAUGGCCAACCUGCUCAUCCUGAUUAUGAUCAAUCCUCUAGGAAUCUUCCUUAUGGAGGACCUAUGGAUUCAAGAAGCAGAUAUGGCUACCCUGGUGAGAAUUAUCAAGCUCCCAGACCCCAUGAAGCAUAUGGUGAGUUUCAGCAUCAGCGACGUGAUGAUUUUGGUGCGACACAUUGGCGAUAUUGAUCCUGCUAAAUAUGGAGGUGAGUCAAUCUAUGCCCUUUAGUCAUCUAAUUUACUCGGACUUCGUUUCGGAUGGUUUUUUUGCUUCUUAAAGCAGCUUUCAAGUACAAAAAUUUGAACUUUUGGACUAGAAAGUUGUUUUAAGAAUCAGUAAAAAAGCUGUCCUAAACGAACGUUAAUCAAUGAAGCGCCAUGGCUCCUUGUAUGAGAGAUCUAAAACUGAUAUGAAAUAUUGAAGGUCAGGGAUGCUGGCAGUGUUUAAAUAUAUGGAAUGUAGCUCCUGUUCUUGAUAUCCUAAAUCGAAUUAUUUUCUGUACUAAGGAAGUCAGAUCACCUGGAGAUUUUCUUGCCCGUGCAGGUGCGCCAAGUUUCAGAUGGUUUGGUUUGUUUAGAUGAAAAUGCCUUUAAGAUGGAAUCGUCAUGAAUACUUAUGUGAAACUUUCUAUGGUGUUCUUCCAUUUCUAACUAUCAAACUGUUUAAAGUUUGCUCUUUUAGCUUAUUUACUUUUCGUCUCAAAUGUUUUUUGCAUGUAAUAUGUUCUUCAUUUCUCUUGCUAAUGAAGGCCCUCAAUCAAGUAGAUGCUGGGUUUUUUAA
Molecule: messenger RNA, 2275 nt
Organism: Dendrobium catenatum
Lineage: Eukaryota; Viridiplantae; Streptophyta; Magnoliopsida; Asparagales; Orchidaceae
Exons: 6
Coding region: 301-1683 (460 amino acids)
Molecular function (GO): nucleic acid binding; zinc ion binding
Source: RefSeq, a predicted model, not a curated record